AUGACAACAGAGAUUCGGAAUAUCAGGCUGCUGGAGAAGAUUGCAUCUGGAGCAUUUGGAGAAAUAUAUGUUGGGGAGAACAUGGCAACAAGCCAGAAGGUGGCGGUGAAGCUUGAGAAGAAAUCGCAGUAUGGACAGCUUAAGCAUGAGUAUGCAGUAUACAAGAUGCUUGGAAGCCACAGUACACCGAAGGUUUAUGAGUAUGGGAAGAUUUUGUAUGAGAGCGUGUAUGUGAAUGGAAUGGUGAUGGAGCUGCUUGGAAAGUCUUUAGAGCAAUUGUUUGCAGGUACAAGUAGGCAGUUUUCGAUGAAGACGGUGCUGAUGCUGGGCGAAAGGAUGGUUGAUAGCAUAGAGUAUCUGCAUCACAGAAACUAUGUGCACAGAGAUAUCAAGCCGGACAACUUUGUGUUUGACAUACAUGGAGAAAGAUUGUACUUGAUUGAUUAUGGGCUUGCAAAGGAGUUCAGGAACCCAGCAACGUUCAAGCACAGAGAGAUACGAACAGACAAGUCCUUGACAGGGACAGCAAGAUAUGCGUCUUUGCGCACGCAUCAAGGAUACGAGCAGAGCAGAAGAGAUGACCUUGAAAGUGUUGGGUUCUGCAUGGUAUACUUCUUGAAAGGCAGGCUUCCUUGGCAAGGAUUGAAGGCAAAAACAAAGCAGGAGAAGUAUGACAAAAUACGAGAGAGCAAGGAGAGCAUUUCUCUGUAUGAGUUGUGCAUGGGUCUUCCUAAGGAGAUCCAUUCAUUCUGCUUCUAUGUGCGGAAUCUUGGCUAUGAAGACAUGCCGAACUAUGCAUAUUUGAAGGCAUUGCUGAGUGAUGCACUGAGACAGAGGGGAAUGAGGAGUGAUGGUGCGUACGAUUGGAUGGUGAAGGGAUCUGCAGAGCCUCCGGCUGACUUUGGAGUACUGUAG
Ordospora pajunii is the source of this 915-nucleotide messenger RNA. Its product is annotated as protein kinase. The transcript has a single exon. Gene Ontology annotation, cellular component: nucleus; cytoplasm. Gene Ontology annotation, molecular function: ATP binding; protein serine/threonine kinase activity. NCBI's taxonomy places the organism in Eukaryota, Fungi, Microsporidia, Ordosporidae. Gene Ontology annotation, biological process: peptidyl-serine phosphorylation; signal transduction. The record is from RefSeq and is a predicted model, not a curated record. Bases 1 to 915 code for a protein of 304 amino acids.